UGAGAUAUUUUCGGAGGACGCCGAUAUAGAGAUGUUUUCCCCGUUACGUUAUUGAAUGGUUUGAUUGAAGGAGAAGAAUGACAUCACAUGCGUGCACUCGGUAAGAAACAGAGCGACCGUCACGGCGACUUCCAUCACCGCAAUGCAUCUUUCGUGAUUGAAACUUGAAGGGAAGCAAAGAAACCAUAUAUCGCGACCAUUCCCGGCGAAUCGGUCAAGUAAAGCCUGAGGUCCAUCAUAAGUCUAUGGAUUUCUAGCAGAUUCAAAAGUGUAACAGAAGAACCUAGCUGGAUCUUAUAAUGGAUUCACAAUUGACCAACACUGCAUCUUCUCCACCUGAGGCAGCUAAAGUUGAUCAUCUCACUAGUGUGCCUGGCCAAGAUGGGCCAACUCAAGAAGGAUCUUCAAGACUCUCUGUUUCAAGUAUAUCUUCAUGGGCCAAAAGCAUCAAAAUUCCAAGCUUCUCAAAUCAAGAAGAUGCAGAGUCUGGCGGUUCUGCAAAAUCAUCCUUUUCUCGUUUUGCAUCUGGAUUUGUGCUACGAACAUCACCAAGAAGUCCUACAGCCGAUGAGACUGGUGAAGGAACCCCUACAGCUGCUCAACCCAGUGUUCUAGGAAAUUUCACCAAAGGCUUAGUUGAUUCCUCUAAAAAUGCCAUGAAAGUUGUGCAGACCAAGGCAAGGCAUAUGGUAUCUCAGAAUAAGCGAAGAUAUCAGGAAGAUGGAUUUGAUUUGGAUAUGACAUAUAUUACUGAGAAUAUCAUCGCCAUGGGAUUUCCUGCUGGUGAUAUAAGCUCUGGUAUCUUUGGAUAUGUUGAGGGCUUCUAUCGAAACCACAUGGAAGAAGUAAUGAAAUUUUUUGACACUCAUCACAAGGGGAAGUACAAAGUAUACAACCUUUGUUCAGAAAGAUUAUAUGAUGCAUCACUCUUUGAAGGAAAGGUGGCUUGUUUUCCCUUUGAUGAUCACAAUUGUCCCCCAAUUCAGCUUAUAAUCUCAUUUUGCCAAAGUGCUUAUGCAUGGUUAAAAGAAGAUAUCGAAAAUGUGGUCGUUGUCCACUGUAAAGCUGGCAUGGCAAGGACGGGACUUAUGAUCUCAAGCCUUCUUCUGUACCUUAAGUUUUUUCCAACAGCUGAAGAGUCAAUUUCAUACUAUAAUCAGAAGCGAUGUGUUGAUGGGAAGGGUCUUGUUCUCCCUAGUCAGAUAAGAUAUGUAAAAUAUUUUGAGCGCAUUCUGACAUAUUUCAAUGGUGAAAAUCAACCAGGAAGGAGGUGCAUCCUUAGGGGAUUUCGUCUUCAUAGGUGUCCAUACUGGGUUAGGCCCUCCAUAACAGUAUCCGACCAUAAUGGUGUUCUAUUUUCUACCAAAAAGCAUCCGAGGACUAAGAGUGUGGCGCCAGAAGAGUUUUGGUUUACUGCUCCACGGAAAGGGAUCAUGGUCUUUGCUUUGCCUGGAGAGAGAGGAUUAGCAGAGCUAGCUGGUGACUUUAAGGUCCAUUUUCAUGAUCGCCAAGGAGAUUUCUACUGCUGGUUGAAUACAACUAUGAUGGAAAAUAGGAAAACCUUGACUACUUCUGAACUUGAUGGGUUUGACAAGAGAAAACUGCCUUCUCCAGGGUUUAUGGUUGAAGUUGUACUGAUGGACUGUGAUGCUCCCCUCCCCACACGGGAGAAAAAAGAAGAGGAUAGUCAGGCAACAGCUGGGAAGCCUGAAUUCACUUCCACGCAUGGGGAUGUGCCCCCGGUUUCAACCCAAGGAGCGGGAAACCAAGAGAAGGAUGAUGUCUUCUCAGAUAGUGAAUCUGAAGAAGGCAGGGAAAAGGGUAGGCAUUCUCAAGCUGCCACUGAUGUUGCAGAAUCCAUUGUUGUUCAGGCUUCAGGAGCUUCGGAAGCUCAGAAGGAGACAGAGACCAUGACACAUGGGAUUGCACAUGUUUCUGUGAGCAAUGACAGCACAAAUCCCAUGUCCGUACAAGAUUCGAAGUCAGCGAACAAGGCUCGUGAUUCCUCGGAGUUUGAGGCCCCAAAGGUGGACACAGAGGGUAUAAGUGAUUUUAAGGCUAUAGCUGCCGAUGCUUCUGUGUUCACUUUUGGUGAUGACGAAGAUUAUGAAAGUGAGUAGCGGGACGUUGUUGAACUUAAUUCUUGUUGUGUACAUAGAUAUUGAUUCUUGGACAAUCUUGUUGUAAACUAGCAGGGAAGAAGCAUCUUCCAGCGAUGUCUUCGAGAUACAACCGUGGUUUCUUGUUGUCGUCUUUUUAUUUGUUUUUAAUACGACUACGUCAAAGCCAUCUAUUGGUUUCUUUCGUCA
Nymphaea colorata (pocket water lily) is the source of this 2309-nucleotide messenger RNA. Its product is annotated as phosphatidylinositol 3,4,5-trisphosphate 3-phosphatase and protein-tyrosine-phosphatase PTEN2A-like. Gene Ontology annotation, cellular component: cytosol. Lineage: Eukaryota; Viridiplantae; Streptophyta; Magnoliopsida; Nymphaeales; Nymphaeaceae. The transcript is spliced from 13 exons. The record is from RefSeq and is a predicted model, not a curated record. Gene Ontology annotation, biological process: dephosphorylation. Gene Ontology annotation, molecular function: phosphatidylinositol-3,4,5-trisphosphate 3-phosphatase activity. Bases 300 to 2120 code for a protein of 606 amino acids.